AGAAAUUAAUCUUCGUCGCAUCUUCAUCUCAUCCUUAACAUCUCCCAAUCCAAACAACAACUUAAUAAACCUCCGAUUGGAGGUUGAGCUUUGAUCAGCUUUCGCACGACUUGAUCAGCUCAAUCUUUGCUUUAUCAUGGCUUCCAAGAUCGUUGUUCUAGGUAGCCUGAAUGGCAAAUUAGAGCUCGUCUUCCAGAAGCUCGCAACGCUACACGAGAAGCAAAACUUCGCCUUUGCCAUUAUAGCAGGCGACCUAUUCGGUGCCGAUCAAGACGAUGAUACGAUCUCGAAACUUCUUAAUGGCGAUAUUCACGUACCGUUCUCCACCUACUUCACAGUAGGCACAAUCCCGUUGCCCGAGCGCGUUAUUGAGCGGAUUGAGAAGGAUGAAGAUCUCUGCGAAAAUCUUCAUUUCCUUGCGAAGCGCAGCGUCACCAAGACCUCGGAGGGAAUCCGAAUCGUAGUGUUAGGAGGCGCCCCCGACAACGCCAUUAUCGCUGGCCCGUCUAAAGACCAACAUCUCCCUUUCCACACCGCCGACGAUGCUAAAAUACUACGUGGCGCUAAUACCGCCGACAUCUUGCUCACGACUUGCUGGCCUUCGAAGGUAUGGGAACAUUCUAGCAAGGCUCCUAGUGCUGAGGGUCGAAAUGCGAUUAUAAGCACCGAAGAGGUCGCUGAGUUAUGCGCUACUCUUAAGCCGCGUUACCAUUUGUCAGUCUCGCCAGUAGACUUUUUCUAUGAGCGGGAACCUUUCUUCCACCUACCCGCCAACCCCGACUCCGAUCAACAUCCUAUUACACGGUUCAUCUCACUUGCUUCUUAUGGCAACUCUGCAAAGGCAAAGGCCAUGUAUGCCUUCAAUCUUGUGCCCGGCGAGUCAUCCGGUCCCAUACCCGCCGGGAGCACUGCUUCCCCGUUUAUCCCCAGAACCAAUAUCAAGAAACGACCCGCGCCUACCGAUGGCGAAGACCAACAUGGCCAUGGUUACCGCGGCAAUGACCGCCGCACCCGCCGCCGAAAGGAUCGCCCGCCCCCUCCCGGUCCCGAUCGAUGUUUCUUCUGUCUCAGCAACCAGAAUGUGGAGACACAUAUGAUUUGCUCCAUAGGAGAUGAUUCAUACGUCACCACAGCUAAGGGACCACUGCCUAGCUCCGAUACAUUCGCUUCCUUGGGUCUCUCAUUCCCGAGUCACCAACUCAUCAUUCCCCUCCCUCAUGAACCUACUCUUCGCUCAAUGGGCGCAGAGGCGGAUAAGACUUAUCAGGAGAUGGUGCGCUUCAAGGAGGCUAUGCAAGCAAUGGUUGCGACACAGUCCAAGUUCAAGUUGGGCGCAGUAACAUUUGAGAUUAGUCGACAAUCUGGCAUCCAUGAUCAUUGGCAAUUUAUCCCCGUACCCGUUGAUCUGAUUCGGAAAGGUCUUGUUGAGGCAGGAUUCAAGGUGGAGGCUCAGAACCAACAAUACCCGCCGUUUGAAGAAGCAAACAUAGAAUCCGGCGUUGAUGAGACAUCCGACUUCUUUCGACUUUGGGUUUGGACCGAUGAUAGUGACACUGGCAUCCAAAGCAAGGAGUUAAUUAUGCGUUUCGAUGGAAAGAUUCGCUUUGACCUUCAGUUUGGCCGUCGGGUUAUGGCAAAGCUUCUCGGACUAGAAGACCGAGCCAAUUGGCAGGAUGUCGUUCAACUCGUUAAGGACGAGACGGAAGACGCUGAGAGGUUCAAGGUCGCUUUUAAACCCUGGGAUUUCACUUUAACUUAGACUUAGAUCGAGAGCAUUUUUGGGAGUGGCGUUACUGGAUGGGAAACGAUUGAUACCCGCGUUUGAUUUUUUAUCAUUUGUUGUGGAGUUCGGGAAAGCAUCAAGCAUAUCUAAAGAGAUGACGCAUCCGAGGCGAUACUUUUAUAUCUGCCUACCUAAGUCGGUGGCCAGAUAUUCGCGGAAUCUACACUCGCGAUUGAUUUAAGGCUGCUCGAUGUGUAUGGGCGAAGGGUUGCAUUUGUCGCCAUCUCGGCAUAUUAUCGCGAAGCAUUUAUCACCUUUAUGUAUAUUGUACACUAAAGGUAGUUUGCGUUGAGUUCUGGCUAUUGAGCCCAAAGGAGAAUGCAUUUGA
Molecule: messenger RNA, 2111 nt
Organism: Hypoxylon trugodes
Lineage: Eukaryota; Fungi; Ascomycota; Sordariomycetes; Xylariales; Hypoxylaceae
Product: CwfJ C-terminus 1-domain-containing protein-like protein
Exons: 3
Coding region: 137-1759 (540 amino acids)
Biological process (GO): mRNA splicing, via spliceosome
Cellular component (GO): post-mRNA release spliceosomal complex
Molecular function (GO): RNA lariat debranching enzyme activator activity
Source: RefSeq, a predicted model, not a curated record